AUGGAUUCAUGGCUUCUUGAGUUUCGAAUGAACACUAACAAAGUGAAUGAGGAAACAAAAAAAUUUAUGGAUCAAAUGAGCAAACUUAUCAAGACAUUGGACAUGAACUGCAAUCUUAUGUUUGAAAAUAGAAAAGAUUCGAUUACUGCACUUUAUAUGAACAGCAAUGGAUUAAAAGUCUUGUUGCAACAAACUGAUGGCGGUCUGUUUACAUUGGACAUUCACGCUACAACAAGAAGGAAUUCCUAUUUUAAAGAUCGUGUGAAUCAGUUAGAUGAAAAUAUUAGAAAAUUAGACUUUGCAGAAAUACCUAAAACACCUCGGUAUGAAAGUCUUCCUGCUUUGAAACGAGGCCGAGAGUUUUCUUGUUACGAUGUCUCCGAUGGAAUGAUCGGCGAAAAAGAUUUUGAUAAAGUAGUUCUCGAUGAAGUUACGUCAAGACAGAACAUUAGAAUUCUACACUCCGUCGCAUUUGGAAAUGUUUUUUAUUGUAACGGCGAUUUGAAUCUUGCUGAGUCUGACUAUGAAGGAUUUUCUCAUGCAAUGUCCGGAUUUGGGAAGGUCGAUUACGUCGAUAAAACUGUGCUUAUUCUUGGAGGAGGCGAUGCAUGCGUUCUGCGCAGAAUCAAGGAUCUCGGUCCGUCCAUGAUAACUGUCAUUGAUUAUGAUCAAAGGGCAAUCGACGUUACAAAGAUAUAUUUACCAACAAUUUGCGGCGAUGUUCUCAAUUCUAUGACGGGAAAAAAUUAUCGAAUUAUCAUUGGAGAUGCAGGAGAAUAUCUUGAAAAAGCUGUGAAAAAUAGGUUGAAAGUUGACAUUGUCAUAAAUGACAUAACAUGCAUUCCGGUUGUUUCAAAAAUUGAUGGAAGAGAGUGGGACUUUGUGAGAAAACUUUUAAAUCUUUCUAUGGGAGUUUUAAAGGAUGACGGUGUGUAUAUAACUCACGGAGUGUCACCCAGUCAUCUCCAAGCCCAAGAAUCAUUCGAAAAUGAAAUACACAAACUUGAUUACUCAGUUCAUUUCACCAAAGAAAUAGCUACAAUACCAUCAUAUCAAGAAAAUUGGCUAGUAUAUCUUAUCUGGAAACAAUUAAAAAAUGAGCACUCACAAUCAGAUACCCAGACAAACUCGAUUAAUAAAAUGUAA
This is a messenger RNA of Styela clava, 1146 nucleotides long. RefSeq names its product spermine synthase-like. The record is from RefSeq and is a predicted model, not a curated record. Lineage: Eukaryota; Metazoa; Chordata; Ascidiacea; Stolidobranchia; Styelidae. Gene Ontology annotation, molecular function: spermine synthase activity. Gene Ontology annotation, biological process: spermine biosynthetic process.